GCCGGUAAUUGAGAUUUAAGAACAAAUACGUGAUAGAGUUACUAAGUGCUGAAAGCUUCUAAACGACGUAGCCAUCUCUUCCUCCAUGCGUCUGUUAAGCUUAAUUAUCAUCGAGCAGAAAAUAUCAAAUUCAAAUUCUCAAAUACAUAUACUACGUACAACGUAUAUCUGAACUACACUGGACCAUCUAGCAAGCUUUAUCGCGGAUUCUUGGCAUCUCAGCUGAGGAUAAAAUGCGAAUUGGGUUCACUCGAGCUUUGGUAUCCUCCCUCGCUAGAUCAUAGAUAGAAUGAUUGAUCAGUUGAUCUACUCAACCGACAUACAAGAAGGUUCUUUCCACCUUUCUCUCCAUACUUCGACUCUUUGAAGUUUUUACCUUUUUCCCUGCUAUAGAUCUGCAUUUAUGUCACUGAAAUGAGGUCUCUAAUCUUGUGCUCGAAUUAGGUUGUAUUUCUUAUGGAUAUAAUUUGAGAAGAACCGCAGAGGCAGAAGUUUUGGGCAGAAAUGAGGGGAGAAUGCAACAAGCUUUGAUGGUGUACAUCGGUAAAUGGAACGAUGAGCUUCCCUGGGUAUGAAGUGGCUAUUAAGGUUUGAUACUUUGAGGCUGAUAGUCCUGAAGCAACUUUGUCAUGGGGGUUUCUGGAAAGUGGUUUAGGUCACUGAUUGGUUUGAAAAGACCUGAAAAAUCAUAUGCCAGUGGACAUGAUGAAAAUAAAACUGGAAGCACGAAAAAGUCUACACACAGGAGAAAGCAUUCUGUUGAAAUUGAUAGGGACCCACUUCAGAAUGAGUUCGGUCAUAAUGAUGAUGUCAGCAUUUCAGUUCGCGUUGGUGUUGGUUCACCUUCUUACUCACAUCAAGUGCAGGGUCCAGCUCAAAGUCAACCAAGUAUGAGAAAAGAAUGGGCAGCAAUUCGUAUUCAAACUGCUUUUAGAGGAUUUUUGGCUAGGCGGGCUCUGCGGGCAUUAAAAGGAUUAGUGAGACUUCAAGCACUUGUGAGGGGUCAUGCCGUAAGAAAACAAGCUGCUACUACCCUCCGAUGUAUGCAAGCUCUUGUGAGAGUUCAAGCCCGCGUCAGAGCAAGGCGUGUUCGUAUGGCACUGGAGAGUCAGACCUCACAUCACAAGCUUCAGCAAAAACUAGAACAUGAUGCCCGCGUUCGAGAAAUAGAAGGAGGGUGGUGUGACAGCAUCGGCUCUGUUGAACAAAUUCAAGCCAAACUUUUAAAGAGACAAGAGGCAGCAGCUAAGCGUGAGAGGGCGAUGGCUUAUGCUUUGGCUAACCAGUGGCAGGCAGGAUCAAAGCAGCAUGCUACUUCAGGUGGUUUUGAACCUGAUAAGAACAAUUGGGGCUGGAACUGGUUGGAGAGGUGGAUGGCUGUUCGUCCAUGGGAAAAUCGCUUCUUAGACAUGAAUAUUGCAGAUGGAGUUAAGAUUCAAGAUGAUUAUGGAUCAGAAGACGUAAAAAAUGGAAGCAAUAACCAGAUGAAAUCCUCUGUCAGCAAGAAACCGUUUUCUUCCACCACCCCAAUUGAGAUAGUGGGUCCUUCCCAUUCAAGCUCUAGCACGCAAGAAGCACCUUCUACAUCUUGUGGCCCACCAAACUCCAAGUUAAAUCCAGAAGGUUUAGCUGAAGAAGUUAGUUCAAGACCUACAAUUGGCUCAAGGUCACAAAGCAAUCCUAAAGAGAGGAUUGCUGCUUCGGACAAACAAGGAAAGAGAAGAUUGUCUCUACCCACUAGUGGGAAACAGGGCAUUAUUGGAACUCAAGCAACAAGGCUGCCCGGUCGGCCUGUUGUUAAGAAGACAACUAAUGCACUGAAGGUUACAAAAGACAAACCCAAAACUAACGUGAAUGAACCGAAGUCUAAUUCCCAGUAGUUGUGAAUCAGUUUUUAGAUCAAGCGUUGGAGUUUGACUUGUCUGCCUCGUGUUUAUGUUGUACAUAUGUUAUCGGGAGUAAGAAGCUGUGGUGGUUCUUAGAGCAGUCUCUUUUUGUGUAAAUCUAUUCAGAAAUUAUCCAUUGUGCAUCUUAGAUGCAGUUCCUCGUGUUUGUUGUUUGUUUCCUUCCCCGCUGUAGAAAAGUUGAGUGAUUUUCCCAGUUCAGGUUUCUUGUGGUUAGAGUGGUGAGAGUUGAUCGGUUGAGCCUUGAGAUGCUCAGUUCUUGUAAUAAAUAUAAUUCUUUAUUGGCUUAAAUACGUUUUUAGUCCCUGCAAAUAUGACAUACUUUGUUUUAGGUCCCUGCAAAAUAAAUUUUUUGUUUUUCAUC
Cuscuta epithymum is the source of this 2268-nucleotide messenger RNA. Lineage: Eukaryota; Viridiplantae; Streptophyta; Magnoliopsida; Solanales; Convolvulaceae. The record is from the annotation of a GenBank genome assembly.